Messenger RNA from Fragaria vesca subsp. vesca, 414 nucleotides. RefSeq lists its product as uncharacterized. NCBI's taxonomy places the organism in Eukaryota, Viridiplantae, Streptophyta, Magnoliopsida, Rosales, Rosaceae. The coding region runs from base 1 to 414 and encodes 137 amino acids. The record is from RefSeq and is a predicted model, not a curated record. The transcript has a single exon.
AUGGAGCACACCCACUUCCUUAAAUCCCCAAUCUCUCUCAUUUUACCGAUACUCUUCACCGCCUUCAUCCUCGGUUGCUUCCCCACCGUCCGAUCCGAGCAGGAACCUAGUUUCAUCAAGCUCCCUUCAGAGUCUCAACCAGCUGAUGUAUGUCCUGUUGUGGUUAAGUCACCCGUUCACGCCCUGUCGUGUCCGGUCAAUUGCUUUCGACCGGACCCGGUUUGCGGCGUGAACGGUGUGACGUAUUGGUGUGGCUGCCAGGAAGCCCAAUGUGCCGGGGUUAAAGUGGCCAAGUUGGGUUUUUGUGAGGUUGGAAAUGGGGGUGCAGCCCCUCUCUCAGCGCAGGCCUUGCUUUUGGUUCACAUUGUGUGGCUCAUCGUCCUCGGGUUUUCGGUUUUGUUCGGACUUUUUUAA